Molecule: messenger RNA, 921 nt
Organism: Helianthus annuus (common sunflower)
Lineage: Eukaryota; Viridiplantae; Streptophyta; Magnoliopsida; Asterales; Asteraceae
Product: transmembrane emp24 domain-containing protein p24beta2
Exons: 5
Coding region: 157-792 (211 amino acids)
Biological process (GO): intracellular protein transport; endoplasmic reticulum to Golgi vesicle-mediated transport; Golgi organization
Cellular component (GO): endoplasmic reticulum; COPII-coated ER to Golgi transport vesicle; endoplasmic reticulum-Golgi intermediate compartment
Source: RefSeq, a predicted model, not a curated record
AUCUCGCCGAGUUACAAGUCAAGUUACAACUCAGUAACAACAUAAACCCAUCAAACAAACAAACACAACUACAUACGACUCCUGUUGAGUUCGACUUGUUUCUACUUUGGUCUUCCUUCCGUUCAAUCCCACCGAAAUUCCAAACUCAAAUCACAGAUGAGGAAGUUGUCGGCGGCGGUGGUGGCGGCCGUACUGGUGGUUCUGACGGCGAACAUGGGUGUCGUGUUGGGGAUCAGGUUUGUUAUCGAUAGGGAAGAAUGUUUCUCGCAUAAAGCGGAGUAUGGGUCCACUGUCAGAUAUUCGUUUGUUGUUAUUAAGGUUGAAGGUGCCUGGCAUUAUAAUGAAGAUGGUGUUGAUCUUGUGGUGAAAGGACCAAAAGACGAACAAAUUCAAGAUUUCCGUGACAAAACAAGCGACAAAUCAGAUUUUGUGGCGCAUAAUGAAGGGCUUUAUAAAUUUUGUUUCACAAACAAAUCACCAUACCAUGAAACCAUCGACUUUGAUGUCCAUUCUAGCCACUUUUAUAACGACGUUGAACAUGCAAAAGACGAUCAUUUCAAACCGAUUCUGGAACAAAUAUCGAAGUUAGAGGAUGCUUUAUAUAACAUUCAAUUCGAACAACAUUGGCUCGAGGCCGAAACUGAUCGUCAGGCGUUAAUAAAUGAAGGGAUGAGCAGUAGAGCAAUGCACAAGGCACUUGUUGAAUCGGCAGCUCUGAUCGGUGCAAGCGUGUUGCAGGUGUACCUACUCAUACGUCUGUUUGAGCGGAAACUCGGGAUGUCUAGGGUUUAAUGUGGGAUUGUGGAAUGUUUUAACACCUUUUCAUUUGUUAUAAACUUUUGUUAUGAGCUCUAUAUACUAAAUUAAAUUAGCACUUCAAAAGGCAUAAUUACAAUAGUUAAUGUAGUGAUAUUGCGAUAA